Messenger RNA from Oncorhynchus kisutch (coho salmon), 5081 nucleotides. RefSeq names its product SH3 and multiple ankyrin repeat domains protein 3. Gene Ontology annotation, cellular component: dendritic spine; postsynaptic density; postsynaptic membrane. Gene Ontology annotation, molecular function: ionotropic glutamate receptor binding; synaptic receptor adaptor activity. NCBI's taxonomy places the organism in Eukaryota, Metazoa, Chordata, Actinopteri, Salmoniformes, Salmonidae. The coding region runs from base 132 to 4835 and encodes 1567 amino acids. The record is from RefSeq and is a predicted model, not a curated record. The transcript has 24 exons.
UUUCUCCCCAUCUCUCUGGCUUUCUCACACUCUAUAUCUCUCUCUUUCUCUCUCACACUCUCCAUCUCUCUCUCCACCUCUCUCUCAGUGUGCAGGCAGAGAAGCCUGGUGAUGGAGGAUCUGUGUCUCUGAUGCUGUGGGGCUGUGACUGGACAGUGAGUGACCCCAUGCCUCUGAGUCCGGCUGCCAACGCUAAGCAUGACCCCCCUGAUCAUCCCCGGCAACCAGCCACUACCAAUGGCAACCAGCCAGGUUCCGCCCUUGCCAGGGACGACGGGAGGACUUCCUCCCCAGAUCCUCCUGACGACGGCUCUGGAAACAGCAUCGUCAUCCGUAUUGGCAUCCCUGACCUGCAGCAGACGAAGUGUCUGCGGUUGGAUCCCGAGGCAGCAGUGUGGAGCAGUAAGCAGCGUGUGUUAGUGACUCUAACACAGAGUCUGACUGAUGUUCUGAACUACGGUCUGUUUCAACCGGCCUUCAACGGACGAGCUGGGAAGUUCCUAGACGAGGAACGACUGCUGAAAGACUACCCUCUACCCCCCAUCACCCCUAUUCCCUACCUAGAGUUUCGCUAUAAGAGGCGUGUUUACACUCAGAGCUAUGUGGACGACAAGCAGCUAGCAAAGCUCCAUACCAAGGCCAACCUUAAGAAGUUCAUGGAGUAUGUUUAUCAGCUCAGCGUUGACAAAGUCUCCAGGUUCUUGGAGAAAGGCCUUGAUCCUAAUUUUCAUGAUGCAGACACAGGAGAAUGCCCCCUGACCCUGGCGGUUCAGCUAGAGGGCAGUUCAGAGCUGAUUAAAGUUCUGAGGAGUGGAGGAGCUCACCUGGACUUCAGGACUAGAGACGGAAUCACAGCGCUGCACAGAGCUGUUCUCUCUAGGAACCACACAGCACUCACAACUGUGUUGGACCUGGGUGCGUCUCCAGACUAUAGGGACAGUCGUGGGUUAACUCCGUUGUACCACUGUGCCAUGGUGGGGGGAGACCCGUACUGCUGUGAACUGCUGCUGCAUGAACACGCUGUCAUAGGCAGCACCGACGAGAAUGGCUGGCAGGAGAUCCACCAGGCAUGUCGUCAUGGGAACGUGCAGCACCUGGAACAUCUGCUGUUUUACGGAGCCGAUAUGAGCUCUCAGAAUGCCUCAGGAAACACUGCCCUGCACCUGUGUGGUCUAUACAACCAGGACGGCUGUGCCAGAGUUCUGCUGUUCAGAGGAACAAAUAAAGACAUUAAGAACUACAACAACCAAACAGCUUUUCAGGUGGCCAUCAUUGCUGGGAAUUUUGACCUGGCAGAGAUCAUUAAGAUCCAUAAGGCCUCAGACGUAGUGCCUUUCAGAGAGAGCCCUUCCUAUUCCUCAAAGCGCCGACGUCUGGGUGGGGCCAAUAAUGUUGGUGUGUGUGGCUCAUCAUCUCCCCGUUCUCUGAUUCGCUCAGCCAGCGACAACGCUCUGGAAAGCCCCGCCUCUUCUUCCCCCAGCCCCUCCCUCCACAGCCUGGAGAACACAAACACUUCCAACCGGCAGGCAGACACACACAGCCUUCGCAGACAGACACGGCGCCUCAGCCCGAGUGGCAGGCUACAGAGGGACCCCAGCCCGCCCCCAUCUCCCCCCAGCCCAGUGCAGCAUGGGAAACGUAGGCUGUACAGCGCCGUGCCGGGGAGGACGUUCAUCGCUACCCGCUCUCACACACCGCAGGGCCCCGGAGAGAUCAGCCUGCAUCGUGGGGAGAGGGUCAAAGUGCUGAGUAUAGGAGAAGGAGGGUUCUGGGAGGGUUCAGUUAAAGGACGGACCGGAUGGUUUCCUGCUGACUGUGUUGAAGAGGUCCAGAUGAGACAGUACGACCCACGCCUAGAAACACGAGAGGAUCGCACCAAGAGGCUUUUCAGACAUUACACCGUGGGUUCCUAUGACAACUACACUUCCUACAGUGAUUAUGUCAUCGAGGAGAAGAGUUCUGUGCUACAGAAGAGAGACAGUGAAGGAUUUGGCUUCGUCCUCCGUGGAGCUAAAGCGGAGACCCCAAUAGAGGAGUUUGCUCCUACGCCAGCGUUCCCGGCGCUGCAGUACCUGGAGUCUGUGGACUUGGAGGGCGUGGCCUGGAGGGCAGGGCUUCGCACUGGGGACUUCCUCAUUGAGGUAAAUGGUAGUGAUGUGGUGAAGGUGGGUCAUAGACAGGUGGUGUCGCUGAUCCGUCAGGGAGGAAGUCAGCUGCUGAUGAAGGUUGUUUCAGUCACACGCAAACCUGAGUCCGACUUAGUCCGUAAGAAAGCACCUCCUCCGCCUAAGAGAGCGCCCAGCACGUCGCUCACACUGCGCUCCAAAUCUAUGACUGCUGAACUGGAAGAGAUAGCCUCUGCCAGGAGGAGACGAGGGGAAAAGCUGGACGAGAUGUUGACUGGGUCCCAGGAGGCUAUGAUGAGAAAAUGCCCCUUGGAGGCGGACUACAGAGCGGCCACCGUGAAGCAGCGGCCAACCAGCAGACGAAUUACUCAACAAGAGAUCAACUCUUUGUUUGAGCGGCAGGGCCUGCCUGUUCCUCCAGGGGUUUCCUUGGGUCUGGAGAAAGCCACCAUGCAGCUGCCUCGUGGAAUGUCUCGGACCAAGUCCUUCGGUGCACCAGAGGAUGACAGGAUCUCUGCACUGAUUGGAGAGCAUCGGUUUCCAAGGAGCUCUUCGAUGACUGAUGGCUUCAUACCUCCUCCUCCCCAGACUGCCCCCCCUCCUCCCCCCUCUCACUACUUCCUGGACUCUGGCCCGCCACCGGCCUUCUGCCCUCCACCUCCCCCGCAGCGAGCAGCCGAUCAAUCACACUCCAGCUUCAAGCCGGGGGCGGAACCUAGGCUGCACGAGGUCUGUGAUUCGCCAACGUCUCGGAGCCAUGCAGAGCGGCAGAGGAAAGCUCGCUCCAUGAUCAUCCUGCAGGACUCACCUGUACCAGGCUAUCUACCUGCAGAGUUUGCCCCCCUAGGCCGACCUUCUGGGGCUACAGUAGGGCUGGGCCUGUCCCGACCCAGCCCUGCUGCUUCUCCCAGCCCCCUCUCCAGAACCAGCCCUGCUGCCUCCCCCAGCCCCCUCUCCAGAACCAGCCCUGCCCCCAGCCCCCUCUCCAGAACCAGCCCUGCCCCCAGUCCCAGCAUCCUCUCCAGAACCAGCCCUGCCCCCAGCCCUAACCCUCCAGGGGAGCGCAGCAGCAACAGGAGGCGUGGCCGACCAGUAGAGAACCCGUAUGCCAACGUGGGUCAGCUGCCUGCCCCCCCCAGCAAGCCUCAGCGCCGCAAGUCUCCGCUCCUCAAACAGCUGCAGGUGGAGGAGGGGCCCAGCAGGGCAGAGCUAUACCAGCAGCAGGUGCUCACUGAGCGUGCUCAGAUACGGGUCACGCCCCCUCAGGGCCGUAGGUCCUCCUUCUUCCUGUCUGUGGAGGGAGGGGGUUCAGAGCCCCCUCCCAUCCUACUGACCCAGUCCCACUCUGUAGAUGACCUGGGGGAGCUGCCCCCCCCCAUCCCCGUCCUCUCCCCCUCCUCCUCCCCCCACUCCACCUUUCUCCACCCACUGACAGGCAAGCCUCUGGACCCCUCCUCCCCCCUCGCCCUGGCCCUCGCUGCCCGCGAACGAGCUCUCACUGCACGCACACCCAGCCCUGAACCCAGAACCAAACACGCACACUCACCUAGCCCCGAGCCCAGGCCGAAACACGCACACUCACCCAGCCCCGAGCCCAGGCCCAAACGAACCCCUCCUCCCCUGACCAGCCCUGAGCUCCAUCAUAAACGUAUCAACCCACCCAUUUUCCUUGAUGGACAGCUGGAGCGGCCAGUCGUAGAGCGGCCAGAGACAGAGGGCGGAGUCACAUCUCCUGCUGUGCCCUCCCCCGAGCGUUGGCAGGCUAUGCCCCUCCCUCCCAUCAGUCAGGUGACCAUCAAUAUAACCAAUGAAAGCCAGCCGGCAGGACGGGGUCUGGGGGAAGAGCUGAUUGAGGCGCUGCAUGGACAAUUACAGAGGAGGAGAAGUCUGACCGUUGGCAGCUCAGAGGAGGAGGGCGGGCCUUAUACGGUAACCCAGGGCCAAUCAGAGAGGAGGAAGAGUCUGGAGGGCGGGCCUUACACGGUGACCCUGCCCCCUGCACUGCUGUCAUCCAGUGAUGAGGAGACGAGGGAGGAGCUUCGUAAGAUUGGUCUGGUGUCUCCUCCCCUGGUGUUUGCCACGCCCCCCUCCCCCACCCAGCCCCCCUCCUCCCUCAGCCUGUCACCACGGAGACCCCAGGCAGGUGAGGGAAGGGGAGGAGGGGAGUCAGCUCCAGACUCAGGGGUGGAGGAGGGAGACCCUCACAUAGAGAACAUCUUAUCCCCCAGCAGCACCCCGGCCCCCAGCCUGCCCCCCACCCUGCCCUCCCCAGAACCCCCACAGCCUUUCACUGCCACCCCGAAAACCCUGCCCUCCACCACCUCAGACUCCCAGAGCCUGAAGCCCAGGCUGCGUUCUCCCCUGGGCCGUGGUCGCUCUGCUCUCAGGGAUCCUCUACUGAAACAGUCUUCAGACAGCGAUCUGCUUCCAUCUGGCUGUGGACCUGGACGCCCACCACCCUACCUCUUCCAGAGGAGAUCUAAACUUUGGGGGGAGGUGUCCGAGUCUCGACCCAGGCAGAGUAGCCCUGAGGAGGGCAGGCCAACUGCCGUGGGGGGUGGUGGGCUGGAGCUGGCCUCACGUCUCCAGUUACUCAGUAAAGACUCCCACUCACUCGGAGAGGAGCCUGCAGGACUGCUGGACCCUGGACACAGGUCCCCUGUGGGCGGAGCAAGAUGUCGCCAAGACAAUGGAGAGAGUAAAGCGUAGGUUUUAGAUUGCUGGGUAAACACCGCCUCUUGCUAUCUACAUAAUAAACUAACAUGAACUAACUCUCUAUUCGCUACACCAGUAGCCUAAUGAAAACUCUUUCCUCUCUAAAGUAGUGUUCUAAAGACAACUGUCUCUUUUACUGGUGCCAUAAUGAUAACUGUCUCUUUAACUAGUGCCCUAAUGAUAACUGUCUCUUUAUCUAGUGCCCUAAUGAUAACUGUCUCUUUAACUAGUGCCCUAAUG